GCUACUUGUUUUGCAACACUUGUUAAAGCAGCUGGAGAUGAAGAUGUUUUUGAAUUACGACCUGAAAUUCAUCAUAUUUUUAGAGAAACAGAAAAGAUGCCAUCUGCAGUAUUUUCAACAUUGUUUGCCUUUAUUACAUUAACACCUUGGUUGUUCCUUAUUACAGGCUGGCUUCAAAUUGGUUAUACUCCAGGAAAGGUGAUGCUUGAUUUGUUUUCGGGUUCUACAGUUCGUACAGUAUCUAUCAUUGCCUUUUUAGCUUCAUUAGUCUCUGUUGAAUAUCUUUUUUAUCUUUAUUGGACAAAACUUAACCUUUUCCAAACUUUAACUUUCCUUUCUGGACUCAUCAUUCUCGUCUUCUUUACAGGUCAACGCGCCCUGAAUUCAAUUCAAGCAAGAAGACUUGGUCAAACAAAAUAAUAAUAAGAAUAGUUCUUGUACAAUAAAAGCAAAAGCAAAAAAAAAAAAAAAAAAAAAAAAAA
Molecule: messenger RNA, 482 nt
Organism: Cokeromyces recurvatus
Lineage: Eukaryota; Fungi; Mucoromycota; Mucoromycetes; Mucorales; Mucoraceae
Exons: 2
Coding region: 97-420 (107 amino acids)
Biological process (GO): protein N-linked glycosylation
Cellular component (GO): membrane; oligosaccharyltransferase complex
Source: RefSeq, a predicted model, not a curated record